CGAGGCGGAAGUCCUCGCGUUGCCAUGGCAACCGCCGGUCGCGGCCUAGCGGUGCCCGGGAGCCUGCCGCCGCCCGGGGCCGCCUCCCCCUGAGCCUCGGUGCCGCCCGGAGGCCCGGGGCGCGGAGCCGCUGCGGGUGCCGGCUGCCGGCCAGAGAUACUGCGCGAAUCACAGUUUGGCUGCUGUGUCCUUUUUCGGAUCACUAUGAAGGCCUUGUACUGUCAGCAGAAUUCACCUGGGGAGGAAGUGACCUUUGUCUUCCAGGAAAGAGAAAACCUUCAUCCUACAAGAGACAAUGAUGUGAAAGUACAAGUUAGAGCCUGUGCACUGAGCUGGAUAGAUACAAAGCUACUGUCAGAAAUGAAAAUGGAGAAGGAGCUUUUACCUGUUGGUCGAGAAAUUUCUGGAAUUGUAUUGGAAGUUGGAAGAAAGGUGUCCUUUUUUCAGCCGGAUGAUGAGGUAGUAGGAAUUUUGCCCCUGGAUUCUGAAGAGUCUGGUCUUUGUGAAGUUGUUCUAGUUCAUGAGCAUUAUUUGGUUCAUAAACCAGAAAAAGUUUGCUGGGUUGAAGCAGCAGGGACUGUUCGUGACGGCGUCCGAGCAUACACAGCUUUACACUACCUUUCCCAAGUCUCUCCUGGAAAAAGUGUCCUUGUAAUGGAUGGAGCAAGUCCAUUUGGUACAAUAACUAUUCAGUUAGCACAACAUAGAGGAGCUAAAGUAAUAUCUACUGCCUACAGUCUUGAAGAUAAGCAGUUCCUGGAGAGGCUUAGACCUGCUGUGGCCCGAGUGAUAGAUGUGUCGAACGGGAAGAUAGAUGUGGCAGAAAGCUGCUUGGAAGAAACAGGUGGCCUGGGAGUGGAUAUUGUAGUAGAUGCUGGAGUGAAAUUAUAUAGUGCUGAAGAUGAAUCGACUUCAAAAUCACAGUUGCUGCCUCAUAAGCAUGAUAUCAUCACUCUUCUUGGUGUUGGGGGACACUGGAUAACAACAGAAAGAAAUCUUCAGCUGGAUCCUCCAGAUAGCCACUCCUUGUUUCUUAAAGGAGCCACCGUCUCCUUUCUGAACGAUGAGAUAUGGAACUUGUCCAAUAUACAGCAAGGGAAGUAUCUCUGCAUUUUAGAAGACAUAAUGGAGAAAUUAUCAAGUAGCGUUUUCAGGCCUCAACUGGAUGAACCGAUCCCAUUGUAUGAAGCCAAAGUUUCUAUGGAAAUAGUUCAGAAGAAUCAAGCAAGAAAAAGACAAGUCGUUCAGUUCUGACACAAUUUCCCAAUUUCUAAGCCUGUGGAAGAUAAAGAAACAUAAUAUAUUUAAGAAGUAAAUGAGUGUACACUUUCAAAUAAUUCUGUAACCAGAAUUUAAAGAUCUUUUGUACCUCUGCACAAAUGGUCUGUGAAGUUCCUGAGACUUCAGAGGGUUUUUUUGGCAUCCAGUUAAGCAAAAUGUUUCCAUCAGCAACUUCUAGAGACAGUCUUGACACACAAAUCUUGACUGCCCUGCUUGCUUUACAAAUGUCAGUAACAGCUAUGUGCAACCUCAUUUGUUGUUUUUCAACCAUAAGAAAUUAAACUGGAAAAAAAUG
This is a messenger RNA of Cygnus atratus (black swan), 1576 nucleotides long. RefSeq names its product crystallin zeta like 1 (gene CRYZL1). NCBI's taxonomy places the organism in Eukaryota, Metazoa, Chordata, Aves, Anseriformes, Anatidae. Gene Ontology annotation, molecular function: oxidoreductase activity. The record is from RefSeq and is a predicted model, not a curated record. The coding region runs from base 205 to 1254 and encodes 349 amino acids. The transcript has 13 exons.